Molecule: messenger RNA, 1413 nt
Organism: Loxodonta africana (African savanna elephant)
Lineage: Eukaryota; Metazoa; Chordata; Mammalia; Proboscidea; Elephantidae
Product: olfactory receptor 2T27-like
Exons: 1
Coding region: 341-1276 (311 amino acids)
Biological process (GO): detection of chemical stimulus involved in sensory perception of smell; G protein-coupled receptor signaling pathway
Cellular component (GO): plasma membrane
Molecular function (GO): G protein-coupled receptor activity; olfactory receptor activity
Source: RefSeq, a predicted model, not a curated record
AUUUCUGGAAAGUGGGUCCACAGUUUUCAGAAGAUUCUUCAGUAAAUACAAAAAAGAGAUAAAGGGAAGAAAAAGAAAAGGAAGAAGAAAGAAGGAAAGAAAGAAAAGAGAACCUCAACAACGGCUAAGAAGCAAUGAAGUUAAUCGUUCUUAAUAUUUCAAUUUAGUAAAAUUUUAGGCAACUUUCAAAAAAUAUAUGAUAAAAUAUCUGUGAUGAGGCAAUGGAUGAUAUUAUUUGAGAGUUAAGAAUUAAGAUAAAUUUUGAUCUACAGAUUGGUAUAAGCCAGUUGUUGCAAUCCAUUUAUUUUGUUCCUUAGCCCUGUCGUGUUUAUUUAGAGAUAUGGUAGGUGGGAAUGAGUCCUCAAUAACUGAUUUCAUCCUUGUGGGACUUUUUCCUGAGUUUCAGCAUUCCAUUAUCCUCAACUCCAUGAUCAUCUUCAUCUACAUCCUUGCCUUCCUGGGGAACAUGCUUCUGAUUGUCUUGAUUUCGGGGGACUCUCAGCUUCAUACACCCAUGUAUAUUCUCCUCAGUCAACUCUCUGUCAUUGACUUGACGUUAACUUCCACCAUUGUCCCGAAGAUGGCCUAUAACUUUUUCACGGGGGAAAAGACCAUAUCACGGAUUGGCUGUGGGACCCAGAGUUUCUUUUAUCUGUUGAUGGGAAUGUCAGAAUGCCUCAUCUUGACCCUCAUGGCUUAUGAUCGCUAUGUAGCUGUCUGCAACCCAUUGCAUUAUCCCACCAUCAUGGGCCCCACUUUCUGUCUGCAUAUGGUUGCUACAUGUUGGAUUGGAGGCUCUAUAAGUUCAUUUAUACAUACAGUCUACCCUAUGCAUUUCCCCAUCUGUGGAUCAAGGGAGAUCCACCACUUCUUCUGUGAGGUACCAGUCCUCAUUAAACUCUCCUGUGAAGACACUUCAGUCUAUCAGUUAGUGGUGGUGGUGACAAGCAUUGUGCUGCUUGUUGUGCCUUUCAUUCUCAUCAUAGCUUCCUAUACUCUCAUCUUUCUCACUGUCCUCCGUAUGAACUCUAUCAAGGGCAGGAAAAAAGUCCUGGCCACAUGCUCUUCCCAUUUAACUGUGGUGAGUCUCUUCUUUGGCCCAAACAUAUUCAUCUACAUGACUUUCACGUCAUCUCAUAGUCCAGAACAGGACCAGGCUCUCUCUGUUUUCAGCAACAUCCUCACCCCCAUGCUGAACCCCCUCAUCUACAGCCUGAGGAACAAGGAAGUGGUGGCAGCUCUCAUCAAGCUGGUGGGGAGACGUGUGGUCCUUUAGUAGACGAGUAAAAUAUCCCAGCUGUGAAAAAUGACAUGCUUGUGACCAUAGGCAAGGGUCAUGUUUUGAAGAAUAAGCAUGUGUUGUGUGGUUUCAGGAAGCCAAGGUGAUAGUGGCUCUAUGUAAAUGGAACUUUU